Messenger RNA from Phialemonium atrogriseum, 1748 nucleotides. RefSeq lists its product as uncharacterized. NCBI's taxonomy places the organism in Eukaryota, Fungi, Ascomycota, Sordariomycetes, Cephalothecales, Cephalothecaceae. The transcript is spliced from 3 exons. The record is from RefSeq and is a predicted model, not a curated record. Gene Ontology annotation, molecular function: monooxygenase activity; FAD binding. Bases 296 to 1621 code for a protein of 441 amino acids.
CCAAAUCCCCAAAAUUACCCCCGCAGGGCGGCGGCAGACCUUCACCGGCACCCCACACUUCACUGCCAGCAGCCCAGCAGUGGCACAUCUGCCACGGGCCUAGAGCCCAUCUGAAUAGGUGCCGAAGAGGCGGAAACCGAGAGAACUGGAUGCCGAUAGAGGCUCGCUUCCUUUUAACCGGCCAUGCCUCCCUACAACUACCCCUUCCAGAACGUGGACUACAAUAUCCCACAAGGCCAACAACUUGCCAUCAUCUUGACCUGUCCAAGUGAGCAGCUGUGACCCGUCGCCAACAAUGACAGACCCCAAGGACUUGCGCAUCGCCGUUAUUGGCGCCGGGAUGGGAGGCCUGGGAACCGCCUUGGCAUUCGCAAGAAAGGGAUUCAAGCACAUAGAUGUAUUCGAGACGGCUUCAAAUCUCGGCUUCGUUGGCGCGGGCAUCCAGAUGCCGCCUAACGUUGCCCGCGUGCUGGAUCGGUUAGGCGUCUGGGAUGACAUCGCAAAGGAGUCCACAGAUGUGAAGGGCGCCAGCAUAAGAGAGGGCAGCACGGACGUUGAGCUAGCCCAGGUGGACAUGUCAGAUGUCACCCAGAAGUACGGCUACCCCCACUGUACAGGACAUCGAUCUUCCCUAGCCGGCGGGCUCUUCAACGGGUGCAAGAGAGAGGGUGCUAUCAGGUUCCAUUUCUCGACGGCGCUAAUAAAGAUCGACUCGUACGAGCCCCAGCCCAUCCUCACAGUAAAGUCCCGUGAUGGCGAGCCGUAUCAGGUCGAGGCCGACAUCCUUCUUGCCGCAGACGGAAUCAAAUCCGUCACACGGAGUCAGAUGCUCGCCCAGUUGGGCACGAAGGAGGAGGAGGAGGACACGGGCCAAGCGGCCUACCGGAUCAUGCUCAAGCGCUCCGAUAUGGAAAAGGAUCCCGAGAUGCUCAAGCUCAUUGACUGUGACACCGUCGUCCGGUGGAUAGGGCCCCGGCGGCACAUCAUCGCCUACCCGGUCAGCGACAAGCAGAUAUACAAUUUGUCGACAGCGCAACCCGACGACAACUUUGCCGCCGCCACCAACGCCACUUACACCACCAAGGGUUCCAAGAGCGCCAUGCUCAAAGUUUUCGAAGACUUCUGCCCCAUGGUGCACCGGAUGCUGGACCUCGUCCCCGACGGUGAAGUCUGCGAAUGGAAGCUGCGCGCGCACAAGCCCCUGAUGACCUGGGUUCACGGUUGUGUGGCCCUCCUGGGCGACGCCUGCCAUCCCACGCUGCCCCACCUUAGUCAGGGGGCCGCGAUGGCGAUCGAGGACGGCGCCGUGCUGGCCGAGUGCGUGAGCCGCGCGCCGAAUUCGGAUCCGGCCACCAUCAGCAAGGUGCUCAAGGUGUACGAGCUGCUGAGGAGGGACCACACCUACGCCCUCGUCAACCUGGCCGCUUUCUCCGGCCGGACGCUGCACCUGGGCGAGGGCAAGGCGCGGGAGGAGCGGGACCGCGAGUUUGCCGAGCACCGCAAUAACGGCUCCGUGCCGGACAAGUGGGCGAGCCCCGACGUGCAGAAGAUGAUGUAUGCCAACGAUUGCGUCAAGGACGCUGAGGAGAACUUCGACAAGAUAUAUGCGGGGCUCUCAUGACCCCCCUAGUUUAUUUGAGUCUUCUGUACUGUAUCAGCGGUGGACGGGGCAAGGGGCAUCAAGAAAAAGCCGGUAUUAGACAGUCAACGAAGAGAUUAUAUAUAUAUAUAUAUAUAUAUAUAUAUAU